AAAUUUAUCAUUCCCUGAUAAAGGAAAUUUUAGGUGUCCUUAUUUUAGAGGUACAAAUGAUGUGGGGUCAGAUGUCUUUAUGUUUGAAGAUGCUUCCAUAUUUGGGUUUGUUUCUUCAGAACUCUUCCCUAAAAAUGUGUUCUUAGGUUCAUGAGCAUAAAUAUUUUUAGGCUCCUGAAACAUGAACACCUACAUCUAAUGGAUCUUUAUGAUUCUCAACUGGUGUUUAACCCAGUGACCUUAGUCAUUCAGUGACUGUUUGAUGAAUGAACAAAUGACAGAAACAUGACCUCAUGCUUCCUAGUCCUCUCGCGGGGAUUCCUCUCUUGCACGCAAGGGAGGCUAAUCCACUCUCUGUGGCAUCAUCACAUCUACCCUCUCCAUGUGGUUAGAGCAGCUGAGGAGGCACAGGAGUUUCAGCUCUGUGGAAAAGAUGGAGCUGGACAGUUCACGUAUAGAUCAGUUACUAUGGAAAGGGACCAGCUAAGAAUAGCCCCAGGUCAACACACACUCUUCUCUCUCCUGCUCUCAGAGGAAACCAUUUCCUCACAAGAAACCAGAACAAGUCACGAGUUGUGGGCUGAAACUUAUAGCUCAGAAAAGCUAUUCUUGGAUAUCCUGAGCCCCUGUGGUUGCCCGGGACCUUGAGUUGUGCAACAUCCAGCAUGACAGUACCACCAUGCUUAAAAAUUUCCCUCCUCACCCCCAGAUUCCAUUUCCUCAUCCGCGAAGUCCGCCUAUAAAGAUCAGGGGAGAUGGCUUCGCACUCCAGAAGGACGCAGCCAGCAGCAAGAGCUCACUCUCAUCUCUGCUCUCUUGACGCUCAAGCCCACACUCCACCCGCUCAGCAUCAUGAAGGUCUCCGGGGCUGCCCUCGCCGUUCUUCUCUGCACCAUGGCCCUCUGCAGCCAGGUCUUCUCUGCGCCAUAUGGCGCGGACACACCGACUUCCUGCUGCUUCUCCUAUAUCUCCCGGCAGUUUCCACGCAAAUUUAUAGCCGACUAUUUUGAGACCAGCAGCCAGUGCUCCAAGCCCGGUGUCAUCUUCCAAACCAGAAGAGGCCGGCAGGUUUGUGCUGACCCCAGUGAGGCCUGGGUCCAGGAAUACGUCAGUGAUCUUGAGCUGAACGCCUGAGUGGCCUGGAAGGAACCUGGUGACCUUGGCGGGCCGAUGGGGAGCAGGGGCCUGAGCCUUGGAAACACCCUUGUAACCUCCACAGCUACCUCUCCUAUGGGCAGGCUGUCGCCAACCCAUACUCUGGGACUCUUCCUAACUUAAAUGUAUAUUUAUUUAUACUAUUUAAUUUUCGUAAUUUAUUUAGAAUGUCACUCUGUGUUUGGAACUCUUUGCUCCAAGAGAUCUCAGGAUACCUCCUUCAGCACCCUUCCCCUCCUCUUUCAUUUGCACUGUGAUUGGUGACAAUUAAGGAACUGUCAUCAGUUUGUUCUAGACAGAGGUGGCACCAAAGCCACCAGACUGACAAAUAUGUAUUAAAUCUUUCUGUUCAGUGCUGCGCUCAGCCCAGAGAAAUAAUAAAGAUGCUCUUUUAAAAAGUAAACUG
Pteropus alecto (black flying fox) is the source of this 1561-nucleotide messenger RNA. RefSeq names its product C-C motif chemokine 3. The record is from RefSeq and is a predicted model, not a curated record. Bases 853 to 1134 code for a protein of 93 amino acids. Gene Ontology annotation, molecular function: CCR chemokine receptor binding; chemokine activity. Gene Ontology annotation, cellular component: extracellular region. The transcript has 3 exons. NCBI's taxonomy places the organism in Eukaryota, Metazoa, Chordata, Mammalia, Chiroptera, Pteropodidae. Gene Ontology annotation, biological process: chemokine-mediated signaling pathway; positive regulation of ERK1 and ERK2 cascade; lymphocyte chemotaxis.